Molecule: messenger RNA, 375 nt
Organism: Strongylus vulgaris
Lineage: Eukaryota; Metazoa; Nematoda; Chromadorea; Rhabditida; Strongylidae
Source: the annotation of a GenBank genome assembly
AUGACUCCCAAGGUGGGAACAGUGUCUGUCCUGCUGGGUGCCCAAUGGGGUGACGAAGGCAAAGGAAAGAUUAUCGACUACCUCAUUGAGAAUUACGACGUCCAAGUGACUGCUCGUUGCCAGGGAGGCAACAACGCUGGUCACACAGUCGUAGCAAAUGGCAAGAAGUAUGACUUCCACAUUUUACCCAGUGGCAUGAUCAGUGAGAAAUGCUUCAACAUCAUAGGAAAUGGUGUUGUUGUAAAUUUGGAUGCGUUUUUCUCCGAAUUGGAUCACAAUGGAGUAAAUAAGGAGCCGGGAUGGGAGAAGAGGUUAGGUUCAUGUGCCGUUGGUCGAGAUUUAUUUGUAGAAGGUCGUGUCUUUCCAGAAUUAUGA